This is a messenger RNA of Blastomyces gilchristii SLH14081, 6517 nucleotides long. RefSeq names its product transcriptional regulator Medusa. The record is from RefSeq and is a predicted model, not a curated record. The transcript is spliced from 6 exons. NCBI's taxonomy places the organism in Eukaryota, Fungi, Ascomycota, Eurotiomycetes, Onygenales, Ajellomycetaceae. Gene Ontology annotation, cellular component: nucleus. The coding region runs from base 2209 to 4455 and encodes 748 amino acids.
UCCCAUCCCCUCCCCUCCCCCCCCCCCACUGGGCCACCACUGGCUGGGCCACUGCCACCACUGCCACCACUGAUAUGGCCAUUAUUCCCCCACCAACCAACCAUCCGUUCUCGUCCGUCUCUCCCUCCAAACUGGCCGGCUUUUUUUAGCCCUUGCGCCGUCCGCCGCUGGUCUGCUUCUGCCGCUUGCUUCUGUUUCUUACUUCUUUCUUUUUCUUCUUCUUAUUCUUAUUCUUCUUCUUCUUCUUCUUCUACUUUUUACCUCUCUCCUCUCUCUCCUCUCUCUCCUCUUCUUAGCUCUGGUUCUCCUCCUCUGGUCCUUAUCUUCCCCUUCCCUCCCCUCUUGUUCCACCCACCAUCUAAAUGACGACGUGAAUUUUAUAAUAAUUAUUUUUUCCUUUCCUGUUUUCAUUUUCGUUGCACACCCAACGCUCGCUCUGGGUUCAACGGAAUUACGCUCGCUACCUUUUCUUGUGUCCUCAUUGUUCCUUUUACUUUGUUCGAAAUUAAUUUUUUUAAAAAAAGAGUGAGAAAAGAAGUUGGAAGACGAAGAGGAAAAAAAAGAGGAAACUCGACCUUAUUAAAACGAACUGGAUACAACAACUACGACUACAUAGCACGACAAAAUCAACAUCAACCGCAACCGCAACGACAAUAACAACAACCCCUCACUGCUCAAGUUUCUUUCGUUCGGACUCGAUCGGCUUCGCCUGUCUGACUGCCAUCUUGGAGUGUCGUUGGACAACAUAUCUCUCGCUCUGUGUGCCCGCUGUAUCACUGAACGUCGUGUGCGAAAACGCCCCCCCCCCCCCCGGCGGCGGAAGCAAUACGGGCCAUACCGUCAAACCACUUCUUGCGCCUAGAUUAUUUACCGGAAGCUGAGGGCAAGAAGGAAGAAGUUAGUGCUGAGACGACCAAAGCAGAAGCAGAAGCAGAAGCGAAAAGAAAAAAAGAAGAUCAACAGAGCCCUAUCUGACAGCUGCAUACGACACCGGAAUCUCUAACAGCGCCAAAGCAACAGUUCUUGUCCGUCAUCGACUUCCGUCUCACCAAGCCAUCAGCUCCUCCUUAGGUUCUAUUGGCUCUCAUUAUCCAGUUCCCUCUUCUUAAGGCUAUCAUAGAAACUUGCCGUGUCGGUCGUUUGCCUGUGGACUCUAACGGGAAGCAGGAGACGCAAUUAUCCCCCCCUCCCCACCUCAUCCGACGCCAAAGAAGAGAAAUUAAAUUUAACUAUUCUACCCGCCUGGAUUCUCUCUCAUAGAGGAAUAAUCGAUCGUUCUCCGCCAAUCAUCCAUCAAAAAUCUAUUACAACCAGGAAAACCUCCCUCUCCCGCGUCGGUUCUGCAUCGUUUUCUUCGGCAAGGUCAUUCUAUCCGUUUUAUAUAUACGCCAUUCAAAACUAUUGACAAUCUCAAUCCCCGUACCAAAAUCAACUUGCGGUCACAUGAUACCAGUAUUUUAAACGCUGCAGUUUAGUGAUAUUAUUAUUAUCUCCAUCAGUCUCCUCCGGCAUAUACUGGACGACUAGUUUGCUACUGUCUUGGAAAGAAGGAAGAGCAGGGAUCCCUGCUCCCUUUGUUUGUGAAUUCUGUUGAGCACCUAUAUCACCGCCAAUUUUGCCGUCUCUUUGAAAAUCUGAAAGAUUUUACCCUUGUAGCGGCACCGUUUUUAUUCGUUCUUUAGUCACUCGUUCAUCGCGCCAAUUGUUCUCUUUCUCAACUAUCGUUCAGCUUGCUUCAGCUUCCCGAAACUCGAACCAGCUAAGAGUGUUAAGAAACAGUCGGUAGUCUCCACGGACGGCUACGUUGUUAGCUCAAAUCUACCGGACCACCUUAUACCAAACGUACCAAAAAGACCAUCAAUAUUCGUUCUGUCUCAUCACUCUAGCUCGCCCAUUGUCCACAUCUCUUGCACUUAAAUAUCUGAGGAAUACAAAUUUACAAAUUCCUCAAGGUUCUUUCGCUAAAGUUCGUGAGCCUGUGGCAAGCACUGGGCUGCGUCUCACAUUUUAGAACCCACGGUUCUAUAUGCUGACUCGGAGUCUUUGUUUUACUUAUUUUUUUGAGGUUGACUAGCACUCCUCAUCUCGUCGCUCGUUUUUUGUCUCGGAGAACCGCCUGAGGAUCUCCACCAUUAUUUCUUUUACCGUCCUUUUUUGAGAUUUUUGAAUCUCGUCCACUCGCUUAUUUAAACAGUUUUCCCGCGUUGCAUGUAUUGCAACACCGUCACCCUGGCGUUCCCAAAGAGUCACUCUGCUCAACUGGAUCUGGAUUUCCAGACUCCAUUGAUCCUAGACGAAUCUUUCGACUUUUCCGAUCCUGAGGAAUCGAGAUUCGCUGGAGCCUUUUCAGACGGGCUUCUAGCCAAGUCUGGGGGAUUAUUUUCCAUGUCAGCUUACGAGAAAUCACCACAAGCCGAUUUCCUUGAUUAUGAUGCCACGCGGGCACUCCAUGACACGGCUGGAUUCUCCGCUUAUGCUCAGCCACCCUACGUAACACAUCUGUUUCCCUCCGCCCUGGAAAGCCACACCAUCCCGGACGACGAUAGUGUACAUUACGUGACCAAUGAAGGAUACUCCGGAUCUCAUUCCUUUGACUUGCCCCGCUCUCCUGUUUUGGACUUGGGUUCCCGUCAGCUGCCGGAAGUCGCAUCGUACACUCCACUUACUGGCCAUGAAGGAUCAAAGCUCUCUGUCUAUCUCCAGUGCCCGUACGACUUCCUCUCACCUGCUGCUCCGACUUCUGUCUCGUUUCUCUUUGGGUCGGAACGGUGCGAAUGUGUCGUUACUUCAUUAGGCUUCCUUAAAUCCAACUUUCAGUAUGUGUUGUCUGUUGACGUGCCGCCCUUUGCAGCUACAGGUUGUCCUUCACUCACAGUCCCUCUACAAAUGAUUAUGGAAGAGAGCGAGGGCCAAGGCGCCCAAGCCGUCCAUGUUGGUGUUUUUACUUACGACCAUAAUCCUCAGUCUGCGGUCUCCCCUGCCGGGACAUCGCGGAAGAGACGACUCUCUGACGCCUCAGACGAAACAUCAAGAUCUGCCCGAUCAGCGCCCGUGAAGCAGCUGCGGAUUAAGGAGCCUACAAAUACAUUCACAUACAGCGAAAGCCUCUCGGGAUCCCCAUAUUCUCCUUAUCUUCCAACUCCAACGACAGCAAAUGUCUAUCCAGCUCAAUACCAUCCAGUGUCUCCUCGGCCAUCUCUGCUACAAUACCCUGGAACUACAGGUACAUCGCAGCCCAUGAUCAAAGCUCCGUCUCCUCUAGCAUCAUCAUGGAGCCCUUCGUUCGCUACGGUCAAUAUAUCUGCUCGCAGCCCUGGGCUGUCCAUGACCCCUAAUUCUCAUUCCUCUUCGAUGCCGUCUCCUGUCAAAACUAUGAAUCCGAUUCUCAUUCGGACCUCUACCAUUCAGCAUUUGGCAGGCGCAGGCCCAAAUCAAGCAUUCAACCCCUACGCCAUGUAUCCUUCCAAAGCUGUUCUGAAGAUCGACGGCGAUCUGGAUUCCAUGACAGAGAAUUGGUCGCCAGAAGAGCGCACCUCCAAGAGAAGAUUGGUUCAUUUCACUAGACGCCAGAGUGGUAGCAUUAUCCAUGCUGAUUUCAAGGCGGUCGCACCGGCCGAUCGCGCCCCUAAUAGCAUCUGCAUUAGCUGCAUCUAUUGGGAUGGCAAGAAUGAGUGCUAUGUGACCAGCGUAGACACCAUCUACCUUCUUGAAUCGCUUGUUGGAGUCAGAUUCACAGUUGAGGAGAAGAAUCGCAUUCGGAGGAACCUGGAAGGUUUCCGUCCCUUGACAGUUUCCAAAGCGAAACCGGACAGCGAAGACUUUUUCAAAGUCAUCAUGGGCUUUCCGAAUCCGAAACCGCGCAAUAUCGAAAAGGAUGUAAAAGUUUUCCCCUGGAGGAUCCUUUCUCAUGCUCUCAAGAAGAUUAUUGGGAAAUACUCCGCAAGCUACUCGUCUACUGCGGGUGCUCUUACGGCGCCCAUUAGCUCAAAUUAUGUUGGCACCAGCAGCGCAUCAGAUGGCAGCGCAGAUCUUCAUGCCACAUCUCCACGAUCAAUUUCCGAAACGGGUGCCUCCAAUACAUAUGCUACCAACGUGUCCGCCAGCGGCAUAUCUCCCCAUUUCCACGCACCAAAAGCGGUUCUGGAUACUUCUCCAGUUCCUGGUGCAGUUGACCUUCGAUUAAUGGUAACCAACAACAGCCGCCAUUAUUCGAACCUACCGGCUCCGUACCCUUACCAGAAUAUAAACCACCACCAGCAGCCUCAGGCGGCCCCUACUGCACCUGGUAAUCGUGGUCCGUGGGACUUUGGCGCAUUCGUCAACUCCAGUCCAGGUACUACUGCUGCUCCCAACCAUUCGCUCAGUUAUGCGCGCCAGAGCCACCUUGGCCAUGUUAGCCAGGAUUAUGCGGCCCCGCCAGUAUAUUCGCUGGGCCAUCCAACCACCGGACCAUAGAGGUUCUGAGAAGAACUCUGUGGUGGCUACUAGCCAAUCGGGAUCCUGCAAUUGCCCUGCUACAGUUGGGUUGAAACCUCAGAUCCUCACUUGGCAAAUGCUUGGUCACUACCUGGAUUCUCUUGGCUAUGUUUUGAGUGACUUGUUCUCCGGGACAUACAUGGGUUCAGUCAUGCAACACAGUUUACCAAUGCUUUUUUUUUAUGCCACCGAUCAUUUUGCAUGGGCCACGCUCAAUGCCCUUGUCAUUUGUUCGAACAGAACUCUUGUUGCGUCGUAAUGCGUUAUGAUGUGCUCAUCCUUGCACUUUUCUCUCCUCUCACAACAUCCUGCUCGAUUCGCUCCUGAUCUUCCUAUCCUCCUUACACAACAUGAACACGACAGAAAACUUCGAUACAUCUCUCUAGGGAACCGACAUUUUCCCUCUCAACUACCUACCUACGCACGAACCCGUCACACUCCUCUUUUUCCGCCUUGUUCCAAGUAUUUCGAUUUUAUUUUCCUAAUUCAUUGCAUAGCCAGCCCAUGGGUAAAACGGAUUUGAUUUUUUUUUCGCCUCAAUUUUGUUUUUCUUUUCGAACUUCUCGGCGUCCCCAUCCAAUCAGCCACUCCUUUAAACCAUCCGAUGCAUAGCGACAUUUGUUUUUGAUCUUUUUUCAUCUUCAACGAUUUUCCUUUCUCGUCACUCCUUUAACGAACCCCAUUUUAGAACAACACGAGCGCGGCGUUUUUUGUGUGUGCGUUGUUUCAUUCAAGCUUUCGGCUUAUCCCUUCAUUUGUCCCUUUUUGUAUACGUUUUGUCACAUCUUGCUUCCCAGCGAAAGUUGACUAGGCGUAUAUAAGGGGAGAGGGGAUUGGGAAACAGAAGGAAACUCACGGCGGCGUUAUUUUUCUACAUUUCAUCUUUCAUUUCAUGUCGAUCCUUUACGACGAUUCCCGUACCCCGUUCUAGACAUUUUUAUAUUUUCGACGCACGCCGAACCACACCCCCCCUUUUCAAUACACAACUACUAACUACCAAUACCUACCUCUCUCACGCCUCCCCCCUUCUUCUACAUCCGCUACUUACCGCCUAUCAUACACGUCCCCCGCUCCCCACCUCCUCCCCCCCGCGGCUUGUGUCUCAUCAAUUCCGAAUUUUAAUGUCGGCUGCAACUCUCAAAUCAGGCUUGUUUUUGCUGCGGGUGAUUUUUUUUAUAUACUUGCCUCGCUCCGCCAAACAGGGCCAGCCAGACAUACCCACCCACACCUUCGAUCGGUUGCUAUACUUGCUUGUUCUUUUCUUUCCCCCUCUUCGCGUGCACAGCACUCAGGGUACGGGAAUCCCCUUCGAGCAUUUUUUUAUUUUAUUUUUAUUUUAUUUUUUCUGGUCUAUCCUUUCAUAUACAAUAAGCAUGCAUCACAGGUCACACUCCUUUGAAACCUAGCGCUAGGGCCAUAUUUUUUGACGAAUAUGCUUCCCUUGUUUUUUGUUAUGUUUUAUGCAUCGGGGAGGGAAUUGUUUUUUGUUGUUUUUUUGAACCUUUUGCUUGCAUAAAUAUUGCAUUGGGAUUUGGAUCUGGGACUCCUUUCUUGGUAUUUUUAACUAUUUUGUGUGUUUCUACUCUUUAAGGAAUUGGGCUUGGGAUAUGUUAUUUUUUGUUAUUUUUAUCUAUGUUGUCUUGUUUUUGUGUUGUCUUAUUUUGUUUUCUUUGUUCUCUUUAUGGCUGGACAAUGGGAUAUAUGUGCAGGAUGUUUUUGGUUUUUGUUUUCCUAGUUUCCUUUGAUUGUUUAGUCUAUCUAAUUUCAUAUUUUCCAUAAUCUAUGUUUUUUUUAUCUCGAUAUCUCCUAAUUCAUUUUUCUUUCAGUAACUUCUUUUCACUAUUUCCUUUUCACUAUCAGACUAACAUACAGAGUUCUAAAUUGCACACGGAUUAUUUAAUUGAUCAAUGAAUCUAAAAUGCUUCUUGUAUUUAUGCAUCUUCGAAGAUAAAUACUACUCUUGCGUAUUAUUUCAGAUAUAGUGAUUACUUUUUUAAAAAAUAAUGUAAGUUAUCAAAUGUUGCAACAUGACAUGACUGAC